This is a messenger RNA of Acaulospora morrowiae, 1353 nucleotides long. Lineage: Eukaryota; Fungi; Glomeromycota; Glomeromycetes; Diversisporales; Acaulosporaceae. The record is from the annotation of a GenBank genome assembly.
AUGUCUGGUAUCAACUCAGGCGAGCCUCUCGACGAGCCCUCAAGAAAUGCCGCACACACAUCUCUUGCAAAGAAUGAAACUGAGACUGAACAUGCGAUCUUACCGCCGAAUACCUCUUCACAUGCUCGUGAGGUCAAUAGUACGAGGUCGACAGUGCAACAGCCAUCUCCGUCUACUCAGGUUGAGACGCAGCUAUCACAACUGCCACCUACAACACCCAUGGUUUUUCCUGAUCUUGUUGACGAAAAGGAAGAAGAAAAUUGCUUUCACCAAGCUUAUGUUUCAAAAACGACAGAAGAAAUGAAGCUUCGCGAGAAUCUGUUUAAAACCCUGGGCGAAGCAUUUGAACAGGAUGUAAUAAUGGAUGAAAGCGUAAUAGAACUUCUCACGGAAAGAAUCCAAUCAUUAUGGGAACUUUCAUACAGCGAUUCCAUAUGUAAUUCCGAGAGAGGUCAUCAUUAUACCACCCUAAAAAAUUAUAUCAAAUAUGUGAUAGCACGGAUUCGAUACAGAUUAGAUGAGGACGAAGAGGAUAUGGAGGGCCGCGAGGAUAGUGGGAUGUCCGAAUGGGCGUGGACAAAUUGGUCAAGUUUAAAGUUAAUCCUCGCCAUGGUUUACAUCGAACGAUUAAGGAAGGCGAACCCAUACUUUCACGGAGAGCAGGGAUGUUCGCACCGCGUCUUUUUCAUCGCAUUCGUUAUCGCGUCCAAGUAUGUGGACGCAAGUUUCUCAAAGAGUUGUUCCGAAGGGUUGGAUGACUCAUCGGAAGAGUCGUAUCUAUAUUCAGAUGAGGAAUUUGAAGAUGAGUCGGUGGAAGAACAAUGGACGGAGCAAGUUUUUGAAAAUCCGGCAGAGGAUGAACAUAAUGGUGGGUGGCGCGCAGAAGGAAACGGAGGUUUAAUACUUGAAGAAUGGAUGGUGACAGAUGCACAACGAGUAUGGGACGAGCCAAUCCCCACGACGCCAAUAAAUCACACCUACCCCAGCAAUCUUCAAGGUAUUCCAUUGACAGACACAUCAUUAAUAGCGCAUACAUUAUUACUCAUUCCUCAUAACAAUUCUUAUUAUUGGUCAAAUAUUACGAAUCACGUGUUCUCCCCAAACGAAAUCACGCGUAUGGAAAUUGACUUCCUGUAUAUGCUAAGGUUUAAUCUUGUAGUCACAGAGGAUGACAUAAUAGAAUGUUGGAAGAGAUGUAUGGACAGUUGUCAGAUAGUACCGGGGGAUUUUAGUUUACGGGAUUGUAACAAGGUGGAUAUCACGACACUUGACUUUGAGCACCAUUUCGGUGGAUUUAUUAUCGGAGGGGAGUUGGGAAAUUAUGGUGACGGACUUGUGCCACAGCAAUAUUAG